Fundulus heteroclitus (mummichog) is the source of this 1674-nucleotide messenger RNA. RefSeq lists its product as uncharacterized. NCBI's taxonomy places the organism in Eukaryota, Metazoa, Chordata, Actinopteri, Cyprinodontiformes, Fundulidae. The record is from RefSeq and is a predicted model, not a curated record. The coding region runs from base 79 to 750 and encodes 223 amino acids. The transcript has 8 exons.
CUGACAAAAAGGACACAAGCAAGUUAUUUUUAAAGUGGCUUGUGGAACUUCCCAACAAACAACUUAAGGAGAGGAAAAAUGGAAGCAAAAGCGCUGACAUGCAGUGCAAAGUUCAUCCCGUCAGGUCGUCAGCUUCCCCGCACCCCCCCUAUGACAAGUGUAAUGCGGCACUUGAAUUUUGAUGAUGCAGAUGGGGAAUUUGUGAUGCCAAAAAUCAGUGCUAAGUCAAAUGGAGAUGCUAGGGUGCUUGGUUGCAGAGGUCUUAAAAUGGAGAACCCUUAUGCUUUGCUGAAGGGCAUGAAAGGGUAUUGUCUCACUUCUGAUGACAUAUGUUUCAUUAAGAAGAAGACCGAAGAUGAACUUGUUAAAAGGCUUCAGGGAGAUUUGGCAGAGACCCAGGCCUUCCUGAAAAAUGCAAUGAAUGCUUUGGAGCUUGCGCUUGCAUCCAGGGAGGUUAUGCUGGUCAGUUUCAACAAGUACCCCUCAAAUGAAAAAUUGUCCAAGUGGGCAAAACUGGCCCUUGGAAAUGCCUCACCUCUAGACCUUGCAGAGUUGGACACAAAAUCACUUUUGGCCAUGGUCACAAUGGAAAAAAUCCAGAGUUUCACUGACCAGAAGAAGAAGGCUAUUGCUCAAAUGGAGGAGACUAUUGCAGAAAAGUGCAAAAAAGAAGCAGAAGAUAGAAGCCACCAUAAAAUUCAAGUUUCAACUGAGGAGGAAACUUGUAGAGCAUCCAAGACUGCUUCUUGAAAAUGUAGAGACUGAAGAUUUGGCGAUGAACAUCUCAGCUGAUCUUUGGGACUGUAUGUUGCAUAGGGUACACUCGUCCUCUAUCUGUGAUAGGCAUGGGCUCCUACAAUUCAAGGUUCUUCAACAUUUACAUAUUUCUAAAGAAAGAUUAGCAAAGUUUUAUCCAGAUAGUGAUCCGAUGUGUAAUCGCUGCAAAGCAGAAAUUGGCUCACUUGUUCAGAGUAGGGCAUGUCCAAAAAGUAUGAAUAACUAUUGGACGGCUAUAUUUAAGACACUUUCUGAGACAUAUAUAAAAUCAAACUUGCUCCCUUGGCUUUGAUUGCACUCUUUGGGGUGAUGCCACCAGGCACGUCUAUUAUUAAACACUAUUAAAAUGCUAUUGCUUUUGCCUCUUUACUUGCAUGACGUUUAAUACUUGUGAAUUGGAAAAAAGAAACUCCGCCUACUCAUGAUCAGUGCAUAGCUGACCUUUUUUUAUGAGGUUUUUAUACAAGGAAAAAAUUAGAGGUACACUAACGGGCUCAUUGACUAAAUUUAACAAAUCAUGGCAGCCAUUCUUGAAAUAUAUGGAAACUUUUAAAAUGUGCACCAUGCCAUAGUUGGAUACGCCGGCCACGAAUCUAAUGUAAUUAUUUAACUGCUAUUAUUCGCGUUAUAUACUUUUUGUUUCAUUUUUUUAUAAUUGUUUUGCUUAUUGGGGCUUUGAUAAAAUGUACAGCCAAGAAUGCAUAUUGUAUUUAUCAAUGUCAUAUGCUGUCAUAAAUAAAACUGUAAAAAAAGAGAAUGUAGAAACUGGAAAUUCUCCUAUUAUAUGUAAUCUUACAUAUUCAAAGUAUGCAACAUUGAAAUACAUGACUAACAUUAUCUAUACAUUUGAUGCAGGGAAAGGGAUAGCAGCCCCUUAGACUAUGCUGCAAAUGGAGU